Rangifer tarandus platyrhynchus (Svalbard reindeer) is the source of this 303-nucleotide messenger RNA. The record is from the annotation of a GenBank genome assembly. NCBI's taxonomy places the organism in Eukaryota, Metazoa, Chordata, Mammalia, Artiodactyla, Cervidae.
AUGAGAGUGGAUGUGAAGUUCUGGGCCCGGUGCCCGACACACAGAAAGCUCUUAAUAAAAGUCAGUGGUUAUUCUGAUAGUUUAAUGCUUCUCAUCCAAAGACCCCAGACUCCAUCCUGUGAGGACGCCCAUCACUAUCGAACACACCAUGCAUCUGGAGAGAAGCGUGGAUGCUGUUUCCCUCUGACUUUUCCUUUGCAGAAACUGCAUUCUCUGGGCACGUCCACUCAUCUAGAAGGGCCUCAUUCCGAGUGGUGUUUCCCUCAACUGGCAAUACAAUGGUCUCCCCACAGGUUGAAAUAA